This is a messenger RNA of Rubroshorea leprosula, 529 nucleotides long. The record is from the annotation of a GenBank genome assembly. Lineage: Eukaryota; Viridiplantae; Streptophyta; Magnoliopsida; Malvales; Dipterocarpaceae.
CUAACUUCAUUCCCAUGUCCCACCACCGCCAGCAUAUUAAAAACUUACUCUCUCAUUCAAUUCAAUCCACGUUGAAGCAGCGCAGCGACGGUGAUUCAUUUGAUCGGAAAAUGUCGUGGCAAACAUACGUUGAUGAUCACCUCAUGGGUGAUAUCGAAGGCCACCGUCUCGCCGCCGCUGCCAUCCUAGGCCACGAUGACAGCGUGUGGGCCCAGAGCUCCGCCUUCCCUCAGCUCUCCAGAAUCCCUCCAUGCAUCCCUUCAACAGCUAAAGCUUCUUCCCUUGCCUACACUGAUCUCAAACCCUUCGAACAGCCAUCUACUUCGAUUUUGCUCAACAACGUCUAUUCUACGUACAUCUUGCCACCAACUUGAUCCUCUCCCCUUGCCCUCUCUAACCCAAUUUUCCCAAUUUUCGUCUCCACCACUAUUCUUUUCUUUGAUAAUUGUUAACCACAAACUCUCUUUUUUCUCCGCCAAUCUCCUCCACCAUUCACCAAGUAAAGCAAGAUUAAAACUUCUAAGGUCUU